Molecule: messenger RNA, 3548 nt
Organism: Oncorhynchus nerka (sockeye salmon)
Lineage: Eukaryota; Metazoa; Chordata; Actinopteri; Salmoniformes; Salmonidae
Product: broad substrate specificity ATP-binding cassette transporter ABCG2-like
Exons: 16
Coding region: 531-2438 (635 amino acids)
Biological process (GO): transmembrane transport
Cellular component (GO): plasma membrane
Molecular function (GO): ATP binding; ATP hydrolysis activity; ABC-type transporter activity
Source: RefSeq, a predicted model, not a curated record
CGGACUAACGUAAAGCUGGCGUGUCUGACUCCACACAGAACAGUGGUGUCACUGCAGCUCUACAGCUGGAACAACGUCCCUCUAUCUACUCUAAUGUAACGACCCUGGGGGGAGGGGGGUUAUAAGAGCGGAUAUCGACUGUGCUGCUUAUAGCGCGCGCUGGACUUUCGGGCUAGAAAGGUCGAGGGUUCGAGUCCUGUUUCCCUGCCUGUUUCAUUACACUGGUGUCAGAAGUUGGAUCGGACCCUUGCAGCCACGACAGUGCGCGUGCUUGGACGGUGAGCGCGCGCAUUCCUGUAAAGACGUAGAGUCGCAAGCUAGCGCGAAGACGCGCUCUUUGAAAAGGAGGGAUGAGUGUAACGACCCCUGGGGUUUAAUUAAUAAGGGCUAGAAGGUCGAGGGUUCGAGACCUGCUUCACUACAAUACGAACGUCUGUCUCCGUCUGUCUCUCUCUCUACUAGUCUAUCUCUGUCUGUCUCGGUCUGUCUCUGUCUCUCCUUCUCUCUCUCUCUCUCUCUCGGUGAGGAGGAUGUCUAAGCCCCAGAAUGGUGAGCCAGGCAGCCCAGCAGAAGCCCCAGCAGCUGAUGAUCCAGAGGUGAUGUUCCAGAUGCCUGGUCCAACCGUCUCCUUCUCCAGACUACAGUACUCUGUCAUGGAGAGCAAUGGACUCUGCCACAAGACAGGACCUGAGAAACACAUCCUCAAAGACGUCAGCGGCAUCAUGAGACCAGGGAUGAACGCCAUCAUGGGGCCAACAGGAAGUGGAAAAACAUCUCUCCUGGAUGUGAUAGCAGGUCGUAAGGACCCAGCAGGGUUGAAGUUUGGUCAGGUUCUGAUCGAUGGGAAGAUGGUGGACUCUGACCUCCGACUCAUAUCUGCCUAUGUGGUGCAGGAUGAUAUAUUGAUGGGAACCCUGUCAGUGAGAGAGAACUUGUUGUUCAGUGUGAACCUGAGACUAGACCGUAGACAUUAUUCUACAGCUGACAAACAGCAGAGAGUGGACAGCAUCAUAGAGGAUCUGGGUCUACAGGACUGUGCCCACACCAAGAUAGGAACAGAGUUCCUGCGUGGUGUGUCUGGGGGAGAGAGGAAGAGGUGCAGCAUCGGUAUGGAGCUCAUUACUUCUCCUCGUCUUCUGUUCCUGGAUGAACCCACCACUGGUCUGGACUCGAACACUGCUAACCACAUCAUCAACCUACUGCAUAGGCUGUCUAGAAGCGGUAAGACUAUCGUGUUCUCCAUCCAUCAGCCUCGUUACUCAAUCUUCAGCCACUUUGACCACCUGACCCUGAUGCACCGAGGAGAGUUGGUGUACGCUGGAGCUGCCGGGAAGGCCCUGAGCUACUUCACUGACUUGGGGUAUCACUGUGAGCCGUUCAACAACCCCUCUGACUUCUUCCUAGACGUCACUAACGGAGAGGCUCAGUCUACACUAAACAUCACUUCAUUUAACUAUGAUGAUAAGGAGAACUGUGACAACAGCAACCUUCUGGCAGUGAGCUACAGACAGUCAACUCAGUACCAGAGGGUGGUGGAGGAGCUGGACCAUUUGACCCAGGGUCUGGAGGGAGGGGUCGGAGGUCAGGGACAGAAGGCUGACUACGUCACCUCCUUCUGGUACCAGAUGAGGAUAGUGGGUGGUCGUAUGGUGGUGAACUCUCUCAGGAACCCCCAGACAUCGUACGCUCAGCUGGCCCUCAACAUCUUCUUCGCUCUGCUGGUCGGCCUCAUUUACUACCAGAUCCCCCUGACUCUACCUGAAGCCCUACAGAACAGGAUGGGAGCAUUCUUUUUCCUCAUCAUCAACAUGGUGUUUGGGAAUCUUUCAGCUGUGGAACUCUUCAUCAAUGAGAGAGCUCUGUUCAUCCAUGAGAACUCUAGUGGGUACUACCGUACGUCCGUCUACUUCCUGUCUAAGAUAUUCGCUGACCUCAUCCCCAACCGCAUUGUCCCUAUCCUCGUCUUCUCAGCAAUCGCCUACUAUAUGAUGGGUCUGAAGCCAGCCUUCACAGCGUUCCUGCUCUUCACACUGACGAUGUCCCUGGUCAGUCUAGCUGCGGUCAGUCUAGCGUUCCUGGUCUCAGCCUCUGUCUCCUCCUUCGCUAUGGCCAACGUCCUCAUCGCCCUGCCUUUCGUCUUCAUGAUGGUGUUUGGAGGGUUCCUGGUCAACCUUAACUCCAUGUUGUCUUGGUUGUCAUGGCUGAAAUGGAUCAGCAUUUUCCGCUACGGACUAGAGGCGGUGACCAUUAAUGAGUUUAAAGGACAAAUAUUCUACAGCAACACAACCAUUCUUCCAGGGGAUGUGUACCUAGAGACCCAGGGAAUAGACUACAGCACCUGGGGUUUCUGGCAGAACCAUGUAGCUCUGUCUGGGAUCAUUACGGUGUGUAUGGUCUUGGCCUACAUACAGCUCAGACGGAUCAACCGCUGGAAGUGACACCGGCCGCAAGAAUAGAAUCAUAGAAUCAGAACUACACCUUCUGGAACAACAGGGGCUGUGAGGAGACACACAUCACAAGAAUAGAAUCAGAACUAUACCUUCUGGAACAACAGGGGCUGUGAGGAGACACACAUCACAAGAAUAGAAUCAGAACUAUACCUUCUGGAACAACAGGGACUGUGAGGAGACACACAUCACAAGAAUAGAAUCAGAACUACACCUUCUGGAACAACAAGGGCUGUGAGGAGACACACAUCACAAGAAUAGAAUCAUAGAACACACAUCACAAGAAUAGAAUCAGAACUACACCUUCUGGAACAACAGGGGCUGUGAGGAGACACACAUCACAAGAAUAGAAUCAGAACUAUACCUUCUGGAACAACAGGGGCUGUGAGGAGACACACAUCACAAGAAUAGAAUCAGAUUGACCUACACCUUCUGGAACAACAGAGACUGUGAGGAGACACACCCCACAAUAAUAGAAUCAGAACUACACCUUCUGGAACAACAGGGACUGUGAGGAGACACACACACUCUCCACUCCAGUUCAUUGUAAUAUGGUUGUAUGGUACGUUUUGUGUUGUAGUGGUGUACUUAUGUUAUGAUGUUGAUGUUGUUUUUUGGUGCCUUAAUACAGUCUUAAGUCCUGUCUGUGCCGGGGGGAGGGGUUCUACUGAGCGAUGUGGAAUUGUUUUAAGAAGGUCAAACCAAGGAUCUUCUUGUUUUUUGGUGCCUUUAAUACAGUCUAAGUCCUGUCUGUGCCGGGGGGAGGGGUUCUACUGAGCGAUGUGGAAUUGUUUUAAGAAUGUCAAACCAAGGAUCUUCUUGUUUUUUGGUGCCUUAAUGCAGUCUAAGUCCUGUCUGUGUCGGGGGGAGGGGUUCUACUGAACGAUGUGGAAUUGUUUUAAGAAGGUCAAACCAAGGAUCUUCUUGUUUUUUGGUGCCUUAAUGCAGUCUAAGUCCUGUCUGUGCCGGGGGGAGGGGUUCUACUGAGCGAUGUGGAAUUGUUUUAAGAAGGUCAAACCAAGGAUCUUCUUGUUUUUUGAUUUAGAGUUUUAAGACUCCGAGGUAACAACAAAUAUAUAUAAAACAAAUAUUUGAUUAACA